GCGCGCAGACCGUGGCCGCGAGAACCUCCCAACCUUUCCCGCCGCUGCCACCACCGUCACAACCUGCCUUCCCCUCACUCGCUCCCUGGCUCCCCUCACGCGUGCACUCAUUGCCUGGCUUCCCCUCACCAUCUCCGUCUUCCUCCUCCUCCUCCGUCUCCUACUCCAUGCCAUGUUACACCGGCACGUCAAUUAGUUCUGACACGUGUUCGCUUGAGUCCAAACACUCGUAGAAAAGUUAAAAGUUGUCGUUAUUUAGAGAGACAGACAGACGGACGGACUUACACACACACACACACACACACACACACACACACACACACACACACACACACACACGUACUAACCCUCUCAACCCGCAAAUACACACACACAGACAGUACGCACUCACAUCCUCACCUCCACCACCACCAUCACCACCUUCACCAACCAAACAAACACCACACAACCAAUCCACACACACACACAUACCCAUGCAAGCCAAGCCACACCCCUACACGCCCUCACACCUCCCCUUCACACCUGCACGCCCUUAUAAUGAAUCGUGAGCUAACUGAGAAGGAAAAAGAAAAAUGAACUUGAGUCAUGCCGCGCUGGGAGCCGUCGACGCUACUUGGCAAACAACGUCUCACUUGAAUGUACCGAAGGCAGGCAGGCAGGGCAGGAGGGAGGGACUCGUAGGUGCGUGUGUUAAGCCUCAAAGUGCCAAGCAAGGUCUGCCAAGGAUUUAGUGCCGUGUUUCCCGCGCCUAGCCUCACCUCUUCUGGCAUCUACCUUCACCACCAUCACCACCACCACCUGCUAAACUUCGCGAGGAUUUACAACCUGAACUGAGCUACGACGAGACGAAAUACGAGAAACAAAGUAAAUAAUCUUCCGAGCACUGUUCUUCGCCACCUCAGACAUAUCAACGCGUGGAUACAGAGAAGGAAAAAGUUGACAUAGAAAGUGUUAACAGUGAAAAAGAGAAACAGAGAAACAGUGGAUAUACAGAUAGAAAAAAAAAACGUAGAAAGAAUACAGAUAAGAAGAAAAAAAAACAAUAAAAGAAAAAGAGGAAAUUAUGUGAGAGAUUUUGUGGAGUUACAACGCUAAGAAAAAAGACUGCUCGAGGAUUCUGUACGUGGGCGAAAGCUGGAAACGACGAGAGAAAAUAAUUAAGGGAACAAAGGAAGGAAGAUCAAAGUACAAGGACCUAAAAAGCGAUACAAGGCGCCAGAGUUCCACAGAAGAAAAAGUAAAGCAAGGAAAGGCGAAGGAAACAAAAGAACAAGAACAAGGACGAGGUGAAACUAAGGUGCCAGUGACAUAAUUUUCUGCUCCGUGGACCCCAACCUCCGCCACCACCACCGCUGCCAGACACUCCAAGCGCCACACUUGUCAGAGAGAAAAACCCACGGCGGCGGCGGCGGAGACAAAGGCGGCGGCGGGGUCGAGAGUGAGACACCACAAUGACGACAGACGGAGUGGCGGAGGCGGUGGCGGCGGUGCAACCUUAUCUAACGACGCAGCCGCCUCCAGGUACGCCCGCCAUGACCUCGGUGGCGAGUGACCAUCCCGGGGGCGCCACCAAUGCAACCUUCGCCGACAAGUUUGACUCCCGGCUGCUUUGGUAUGAAGACUACAUCGUCGGGUGCUUCCUUAUCAUUGUGGGCCUUGUGUCGCUGGUGGGCAACGGCUCCAUUAUGGUCAUGUUCUGCCGGAGACUGAGACACCUGACGGCCGCCGAGGUGCUCCUGCUUAACCUGGCCGUCAUGCACCUGUGUCUGGCGGUCUUCAGCUACCCCGCUCCCACUAUAUCCAGCUUCACGCACCGCUGGCUCUUCGGGAACUUGGGCUGCCAACUGUACGGGUUCGUCUGCUACACCCUCGGCAUCGCUACCAUCGUCUCCAUGGCUGCGUUGGCGGUCGUGAGAUACCUGAAGACGUGCACCCACACCUACAGCAGGAUGAUCACGAGCCAGCACAUGAAGUUCGUGCUGCUCGGAGUGUAUCUCUACUCCUUUUUCUGGGCUCUCCUGCCGCUCCUCUGCCUCGCUCGGGCCUACGAGGUGGAGCCCUUCGGAACCUCCUGCACUUUAAACUGGACAUCCAGCGAGCAAGCUGCCCGAGUCUACAUCCUACUGGUGGUGGUGUUCGUGGUGGUAGUUCCCUUCCUGGUCAUGUUCUGGUGCUACCUCGAGAUCGUGCUCCUCGUCAGGCGCAACCACCGGAAAAAACUCAUCAUGUCCAAGCGUUCGGGCCACUCCCAGGGCCGCACGGAGCUUCAGCUGACCCUGGUUUCGGGUCUCGUGUGCGUCGGGUACCUGGUGGGGUGGCUGCCCUACACGGUGGUCUCGGUGCUGUACGGUCUCCUGGGUCGGGAGUCUCCCAUCUACCUCACCCUCGCCCCCGUCCUGCUAGCCAAGUCUUCCUGCGCCUACAACCCCGUCAUCUACGUCUUCAUCAACGUCAGAUACAGGCGGCAGAUGCUGGCAAUCUUGUGUGAGACCAUCCGACCAGUCCUCUGCUGUCUGGCGCCCCAACCAUGUGAUACCACGGGAAAGCAGCCUGCAGAGACGUCGCAGGAAAUCAAGUUAUCCAGGACAGGAGAAGCCAACCCGGAGUCUAUCGUGAUGGAGGAGAUUCGGCCGCUCACCGCUGCCACCGCCGCCACCACCCUCACAGUCGCCUCCAGGGAUGACUUCAACUCGGCGGUGGACUCGCAGACGGAGCUGGUGACGACGCCAUUAGCCCACUCCCCAGAGCACCCACUCCCCCCACAGCAGGAGGAUGGGAUGACGGCGCCCGCUGCCUCAUCUUCCUCAGGACAGGCUCUUGAGGACACGCAUGCCGCCGGGGCACUAAACUCCACCACUAUCUUUCACCCUCUCUAUAGCUUUCCCGAGGCGGGGGAGGCGGGGGAGAAGCAGUCGAGAAAUGGCAGUGUUGUUGACGGACAGAGAGCUUCGGCGGGCGGGGGAGCCGGGGACGGGGGUGAGGAAGUAAGCAUGGUCUCCUCCCCCACAGAUUCAGGCGUGAUGCCACCCGACUCGCUGCGAGACAGUUCCGUAAAGAGUCAAGGGAGAGGAAAGAGAGCGAGCGAGCCAGAGAUGCAGCCGUUAGCAGAAACCCCGUUGGACCACACAAAGCUCUCACCGGCGGGUAUGGAGGCGUCGCUCUCCUCGCUGCUGACGAGUCCAGCGAAGUCAGCCUUGCCCACCCAGCACGCCACCGAGGACGUCAGCCCCGGGGACGCGCCACGCCCGACGGUUCAUAUAUAGGGAGGCGCUGUUUGGAGGCCUCAGCGGUAGUCCAUCACAUCCUCGAUGUUGCCGACACGCCGCGCCUCCACCUCACGUCUCACGCACCUCAUCGUUAUCAUCAUCAGAGCGGCGUGGCAGAAGCAUCCAUGUCUCACACCUCUCCAUGCCGCUCCGCCCACCAUCACCACCACCACCAUUGCCGUAUCAUUAUCUCUUCACGCUGAAACGGACAAUCAUUGCAGCAAAUCCCUCUCGCACCGCACUACAAUGAAUAUAUUUUACGCUCCAGAGAUUUGUGUCAUGUAUGUUUCAUUUCCUCGCUUGACGGAGGCUUUUUGGCGUCUCUUCUGUACCCCGGAAGCGUGUCGCUGGCCGUGAAAACAAGAUAACGGCGAUUCACGAGGAGCGGCGGCGAGGCAUCAGAGGAAGGGGACGAUAAGCGAACAGCAAUGGAAAGUGACACGUGGGAUAAAAAGGCUCCUGAGUACACUUUGAUACACGAUUGCAUUUUCCAUUAGCAGACACGACGGAUCCCAAAAACGGAGACGUGGGUGCCAGCGUGUUGGCACGAGCACAUGUUUCUUACAGGGUUCCUUCGCCACGUGUGUGUCUCGAGGCGGGCUGUGUGAAGCGUCCCGAGGAAGUGAGUGAAUGAAUACGAAAUGAUAAUGAGCCAGAAUUCCGACGUCACAUGGCGAGUGUACUGUGUGAGGCGUUCCUUGGUGUGACAGAUCUCCUCGAACUAACAGAAGUGGCGGUAUAACUUAAAACUCGUUCCCCUUGUUUAGAAAUGAAAGGUGAGCGAGUAAGUCUCUCAAAUGGCAACGAAAGACAAGAGAACGAACUGCCACACGUAAUAGGAAGUGGCAGGAAUCAUCCACUGUGUUUCUCGUUACGCGUUCGGGUAAUAAAUGAAGGCGGAUCGGCGGCAUCUGUCACAAUGAAUAUCUUUCCCUCCAGAGAAGUUCAUACCCCAGGCAAUCAGAGGGAGCAAGGCGCGUGACAGGGAGUGGCAGGGGGUCACUAGUUUGCUUCCCUAUCCACGUGCAGGAAAGAAAUGAAGGCGAAUGGAUAAGCGUCGCUGGAAAUAUCAAGCAUAGGGGGAUAUACGAACUGACAUGCGAGGUAGGAUGAGGUGAAGGAAAAUGUUGCUGUUCCCUUCCCACCACGAGAAACAAAUGAAGGUGGAUGUAUACGUGAAUGCCGUCCCCUAAAAACGUGUAAUAGUCCAUGCGUGAAUAUUCUUCUUUACACAAUAAGGCGAAGGGUGAAUGGAAACCCUCAGCUGUGGAUGGCGUUCUGGCGUUCAUGUGAAAAAGAAGAAAAAACCCGGACAGCAUUGUCUGAGUUAUAAAAAAGAAAUAAUGAUAGAGGGUCAGCGAGGGGGAAUGAUUUAGUACCCGAAACGUGUGUGUGAUAUAAAAAAGAAUAAAAGUUGAAGGGGAACGAGGAGAACUGAUGCACCAGGACGUGUUUCGGGUGUGCUUACGAGGCCGUUGUGGAGUCCGUCAGUGAGGGAAAUAGUGUAUGACAGGCGGGUGAGUAAUAUGACGUGUGCUGAGGCUGGUGAGUGAUGGAAACCUGUGACGACUGCAGCAGAGAGAAGGAAAACACGAGCAGGGAAAAACAACCUUGAUGGGAGAGUUUGAUAUGACGCCUCAGCUGGAUCUGCGGCGAUGAUUCCAGCACCGACAAUUAGGCGAAACAACAGACUAACGAGGUGGAAGAACUGUAUUGAUGGUGCAUAAGACAGCUAAACACUUAGGCGGCCGCUGCUUUCUGCGCCACCUGCUGCAUUCACUUUAGUAAUGAUAAUAGUAAGAAGAUAACUGACUAGAGGGGAAAAAGACCACAUAAUGUAUCGUGUCUGCCCCACCGAAAUCACAGACAACCCAACGACUGAACGGAAAGAGAAAUAACCACAGUGAAAGUGCAUAAUACAUCAUUGAACUAGAGCGACAGCAGCCAAGAUCCACGAAGCAAGACCAUCAUAGAAAAGAAAGAGAAAUAAUCAACGAGUAAUAGACUAAACCCAACAGGAAUACUUAGCCAACAAAAUAUCUGGGUGAAGUAGGAGCGGAAUAAAGGAAUAGAGGACGAGAACAGAGGCAAGAAGGGUAUAUAAGGCGGCCACUCGUCUCACCAAUACUGUCUUAACACCGUCGCAUUGUACUGACGAAAACAAGGCUUAUGAACCACUCACGGUCACCCUCCCUCGUCUAGCGCACCGCCAGCCUGCUGAACACACACUGAAUGUUACUCACGCUUGUCAAACACAUGAUAACGGGAGCUGCGGGAUAUUCUGCUGCUCAGUAAACAAUGGUCAAACGAGUUACAUGGACAGAGGGAUAGAGAGAGGCUGAGGGAAUGAGAAACGACGGGAGGCGGAAUAUAUAGAAAUCGGAGGAGGAAAAAAAGGAAGACCCUAUAUCUAAGGAGACUACAAACCAACCACCACCUGUCAGCUGCAAGUUAGACCAGAAGGAGACUCCGUUUGUGUUUACUCAGCCGCUGUUGCUUCGUCAAAGGAAACGUAUUGAUGGACUUAGCGGCUAUACUUUAACAUUCCGUUUUCGAGUGUGGCGCAAGGGACUUUGAGAUUACUGCAGGAGCUUAACAUGUGUGAUUUACUUUACUCAAUUUACAUUAACGUCGCCUAUACGCCCCGCCCACUCCAGCCUUUCCUAGCGUUAACCAAUCACGAGCCGCCUUAGAUGGAAAAAGGGGCGUGGCGUGGUGUGGGCCAGCUAGUGAUAUGUACUUAAUGGGAAAGGGGGAGGAGCCUAUUCACCUUGUUAGUGUGGAUGGAGUAUGAUAUGUAGGCUAUGCGGCUCAAUGUGGCUGCCUUGAUAACUUAUUCUUCGUGUCCCUCGUUCGAAUCCAACCAGUGUCUUUUCUACUACUGCUAAACCUCUAUUCUUCCUCCUCCUCCUCCUUUUCCUCCUUCGAAUCUCACUUUCUUUCAUUUAUUCUCCAUUUUCCUCUUUCUCCAUCAUUUAUUCUAAUCUCUACCACUCUUUCAUCCCUCUUCCUUCUCUUCCUUCUCCUCCUCCAUCCAUUCCUUCAUACUUCUCUUGCUCCUUCUCCUUCUCCUAUCUUUUACGUAACAUACACCCUCCUCCUCCUUCUCCUCCUCCUCCUCCUCCUCCUACUCCUCCUAUUCCUCCUCCUCCUCCUCUCCCUGAUCCAGCUUCCACGUCCGACAAUUAUCAUCUUUUUCCACUGAGAAGGGUAAGAGUGGCCAAUCUUUUUCGUGCGCCGUCUUUGUGAUAACGAAUGUUCAACUGAAGUGUCUGUGAACUUUUGUAAACCAGUUAGAAGGGAACCUAUUGUCAGACGGGAGAGUGACAGAGAUAAAUGAAUAGAAAUAUAGAUAGAUAAAGGUAUAUAGAUAGGUAGACAAAGAGGCAGAGAGAUAAAGAGGGAAGGAGAGAGUCUACGGAUAUAGUGAAAUAUGAAAAGCUGCUUCCGUAGAGUUUUACUGGGAAGAAAAUAUGUGAUUUAUAUAGAUUUUCACACCACACAGACACUCAAACAGAUAGAUAGAUAGAUAGAUAGACAGAGAGAGAGAGAGAGAGAGAGAGAGAGAGAGAGAGAGAGAGAGAGAGAGAGAGAGAGAGAGAGAGAGAGAGAGAGAGAGAGAGAGAGAGAGAGAGAGAGAGAGAGAGAGAGAGAGAGCAAAAUUGACUCAAACAAGAUAAUUAUAAGGUAAAGAAAACAGAAACAAAAGAAAACACAAUAAUUUAUUUUCUUGGACUUUGUGCGGACGGUGAUUCGCUUACUUAGAUACUCCCUCUCUCCUCUUAUACAGCUCACUCUUCCUCCUCCUCCUCCUCCUGCUCCUCCUCCUCCUCCUCCUCCUCCUACCUCCCCAUCUCCUCACCAUCACCACCAUCCUUUCCUUUCUUAUCCCAGCAUUUAUUUUCCCUUCCCUCUCUCUUCCUCUUCUCCUCUUUCUUCCCUCCUCACUCUCUUCUUUCUUAUAUUCCCCGUAACUAACCUCCCUUUCCCACCUCUAUCUCUAUAUCUUAUCUAUUUCUCACCUUUAACCUUACUUCUGUCGCCUUCUCACUCCCUAUCAUCACUUCACCUCAUAUGAUUCUCCUUCUUAUAUUAGCUGUUAUUCGUACGCAUCCCUUCCCUUCUUUCCUUUUCCUUCUUCCAUCAUUCUCUCUUUUCCCUUCCUUCCUUUAACAUAUCUUUCUCUCUCUUUCUCUCUUCCUUCAUCCGUCUUAUGCAACUCACCCCUUCUCUUUUUCCUUCUCCUUCUUACUUCAUUAAUCAUGCUCACCUCCCUUUUGUUCUGAUUCCCUCGCUCAUUCCUCCCCUUUACUCUCCCCUACCUUAAUCUCUCUCGAUAUCCUCUGACCUUAAUCUUAAGUUUCCACACUGACCAUCCCAAACGUUCGAUCCUGUAAAGUUAGGCUCCACUCCCUCCCUCUCUCUCUUCUCCUUCUCCCUCUCCAUGUUAUUCACUCCCUUGUCUCUCCACGAAGGAAAGUUAGGCACCAUUCUCUCCCUCUCUCCCUCUCCCUCACCUCUCUCCUUCUACUUCUCCUCUCUCCCUCUCGUUCUCCUCCUUGUUUCUCUACGAAGGCUUAACCACGUGCUUCAAGUUUUACUCUAAAGGGCAAAAGGGUGAGAGGCAGAUGUUCCUUUUUUAUCUGUGUUUUCUGAGCCCCCUCUCACCCCUUGCUCCAUUUGUAUGUCCUUCUCUCCCACUCUCUCGUUCUUUUUCUCUCUUUUUCUCCUUUUCUCAUUCGCUCUCACUGUCUCUCACUGUUUUUUUUUGUACUUUCCGAUUUUUCUCUUUCAAAUACACAUAGGGACACACUUACAUACAUACACACACAUACACUAAAAAACAUACCUACAUACAAACAUGCAUUCAUACAUGAUAUCUGAUGCGCACAGAGACGUCCACGGUUGGCUACUCCUCAUUAUAUUACAAUUACAAUAAUUAUCUCUAUUUUCAUCAUUAUUCUUAUCAUUAUUAUUACUACUGUUUCGUUUUUUUAUUCCUAUCAUAUCACGUGUUUGUUGUUGUGUGUCGUGGCAAAUUAUAUGGUAUCAAUAAAGAAUAUAUAUCUCUAUUAACCUAAAA
Messenger RNA from Eriocheir sinensis (Chinese mitten crab), 8349 nucleotides. Its product is annotated as opsin-5-like. Gene Ontology annotation, biological process: G protein-coupled receptor signaling pathway. The record is from RefSeq and is a predicted model, not a curated record. Gene Ontology annotation, cellular component: membrane. The transcript has 10 exons. Gene Ontology annotation, molecular function: G protein-coupled receptor activity. The coding region runs from base 1452 to 3263 and encodes 603 amino acids. NCBI's taxonomy places the organism in Eukaryota, Metazoa, Arthropoda, Malacostraca, Decapoda, Varunidae.